GCCGCUCAGUGUUCAGUGUUGAUUUGUCCGUUGAAAUUGUCGGUUGUUUGUGGAGUGUGCGAAAAACGCAGGCGGGGCGCAGAGAGAAGGCCAUUGAGUGCAUGUAAUUGACAACAAGAGGGUGCAGAAGCUGUUGCCACAGCUAAAAGUUCAACAACAAUGUUGCAGCACGCCAAAGGACCAACCAAGUACAACACUGCCUUACAACUUAAUUUAAAUUAGCGAAGCGACAGAGCAUCCUCAACAGCAACCAGCCCAACCACCGACCCUUGUGGCGCGUAAUGAGUAUACAUCGAACUGUUAAUCUUCAGUGCAGCGCUUCAACCCGUCAUCAAGUGCAACGAUAUCGUGGACUGCUGCUGGGCAUCCUGCUCUGCCUGUAUCUGUGUGCUGGCUGUCAUGCAGAAGUCUUUAAACUGGGCUAUCUCACUGGGUCGCAGCGACGACCGGGUAACCUGGACUAUCAACGACCUGGCAUUACCAUUUCGGGUGCCAUCUCGCUUGCCGUCGCCCAGGUCAACGCCGGCAGACUGGGCACCCUGGGUCACUCACUCGAGUUCGUUGUGGCCGAGACAUAUGGCGAUGAAGUGGCGAGCAUAAGACAGACGGCCGCAUUGUGGACACAGCAAGUGGCUGCCUAUAUUGGCCCCCAAGAGACUUGCGUUCACGAGGGUCGCAUGGCGGCGGCCUUUAAUCUACCAAUGAUAUCUUAUUACUGCACACAUCGAGAUCCCUCCAAUAAACUAGACUUUCCGACAUUCGCGCGAACUCGUCCGCCGGACACACAGAUUUCCAAGUCAGUGGUGGCUCUGCUGUUGGCCUUCAACUGGACACAGGUGAGUUUUUUGUACCUGGACGAUGUCAGCAGUCAGUACCAGCCCGUCGCGGAGACCAUACUCAGCACUCUGGUCAGCGCCGGAGUUAGUGUGCGAGACAUUCGCACCUGGAACACUAUUUACCAUCAUGGAUUCAUGGCCAAUCCGUUUGACGCGCUUGUGGAACAGACCCAUGCCAAUACACGCAUCUAUCUAGUUCUGGGUCACUACUACGAACAUGUGGGCUUGAUGGUCAGUCUACAGCAACGAGGUCUUUUGUCGCAGGGCGAAUAUUUCGUGGUUGGCAUCGACAUUGAGCAGUAUGAUCCGGCCAAGCCGGAGAAGUAUCUGCGUGGCAUGCUAAUGGAGAAAGUUGAGCCGCUGGCGGCGCAGGCCUUUCAAUCCUAUCUCGGCAUUGUGCCCACAGCACCCAUCUCCUUUGCCACGUUCGCCAAUGAGGUCAACAAAUAUAUGGAACGACCGCCAUUCAAUUUUCCCAAUCCACUGGGCCUUUUCGGCGGUGCAAAGCAGAUAAGCGCCGAGGCAGCCUAUCUCUACGAUGCAGUUCAUCUCUAUGCCAAUUCCCUGCUGACCGUCUUGGACUCCGGUGGCAGACCUAAGAAUGGCAGCCUCAUUGUAUCGGCCAUAAAAGGCUCACGCUAUCUAAGCGCUAUGGGCUACCAUGUUUAUAUCGAUGAGAAUGGAGACGCUGCCGGCAACUAUACGGUUUUGGCGAGAGGCAAACACCGAAACAGCCACAAUCAGACUGUGCUUGGUCUGCUGCCAGCUGGCACCUUUAGCCGCAGGAGCAACAACAUCAACAGCAGCGAUGCACUGCCCGAUUUAAAUUUGUACCGCAACAUCGACUGGGUGGCUGGUGUACGUCCAGCGGCUGCUCCCAAAUGCGGUUUUGGCGGCGAGAAGUGCGUCAAUUAUACUGGGGAAAUAUCGGCUGGCAUUGCUGGGGGUGCCUUGCUGCUGCUGGGUCUCGUCUCGCUGGUCCUGUACCGCAACUGGCGCUAUGAACAGGAAUUGGACAGUCUGCUGUGGAAGAUUGACUUUCGAGAGGUUCAGGUCCACGAAAAUGAGAAGGAACAACAGAGCCAAAAACCAACCAGAUCCACCCAUCCAUUAAUCCGCACCAGCCAGGUCAGUCUAAGCUCCAAUCCCGACGCUGACUUUCGCUAUACGACAAUCUUCACGCCCAUCGGACUGUACAAGGGUCAGCUGUAUGCCAUCAAGAAGGUGCGCAAGAAGUGCGUGGACAUCACACGGGAGAUGAAGAAGGAGCUGAAACUGCUGAGAGACGCACGGCACGACAAUGUGUGUGCCUUCAUUGGCGCCUGCACAGAAGCACCGAACAUCUGCAUCAUCAGCGAGUAUUGCACUCGUGGCAGCCUUAAGGACAUACUGGAGAACGAGGACGUCAAGCUGGACAAUAUGUUCAUUGCCUCCAUGGUUGCGGAUAUUAUACGCGGCGUCAUCUACUUGCACGAGUCCCCCAUCCGAUUCCAUGGCUCGCUGUGUACAUCCAAUUGCCUGGUAGACUCACGCUGGGUGGUUAAGCUAACAGACUUGGGUUUGUUUGCCUUCAAGCAGGGCAUCGAAGACAGCUCCACAGACGCCCAGCACAUGUCGGCCAAAUGUUUGAAGCUGCUUUAUCGUGCGCCGGAACUUUUAAGACAGGGUCCCUCGUCGCUGGUUAUGGGCACACAGCGGGGAGAUGCCUACUCCUUUGCCAUAAUCCUGUACGAGAUGCAUGUGCGUCGUGGUCCAUUCGGGGAGACGGGUCUGACGGCCAUGCAGUGUCUGCAGAAAGUGAUGCAGCCACAGGAUCAAGUGCAUCCGUAUCGGCCAUCGCUGCAGCCCCUGGAGACGGCCUUCGACUGUGUCAGCGAGUGUCUGCGCGAGUGCUGGGCCGAACGGCCCGAGGAUCGACCCGAGUUCAAGACAAUCCGUGCCAAACUUCGACCGUUGCGCAAGGGCAUGAGACCGAAUAUCUUUGACAAUAUGAUGGCCAUGAUGGAAAAGUAUGCCAACAAUUUGGAGGCGCUUGUCGACGAUCGCACCGAUCAGUUGCAAGAGGAAAAGAAGAAGACUGACGCGCUGCUGCAUGAAAUGCUGCCGCGCUGCGUUUCCGAUCAGCUGAAGAAGGGCCACAAAGUGGAUCCCGAGCACUACGAACAGGUCACCAUAUAUUUUAGCGAUAUUGUCGGCUUUACGGCCAUGUCCGCGGAGAGCUCUCCUCUUCAAGUGGUUGACUUUCUCAAUGAUCUCUACACCUGCUUCGAUUCCAUCAUUGGACACUACGAUGUUUACAAGGUGGAAACCAUUGGUGAUGCAUAUAUGGUCGUAUCUGGUCUGCCGCUGCGCAAUGGGGAUUUGCAUGCAGCAGAGAUUGCCACUAUGUCACUGCAUUUGCUCAGCGCCGUGUCCGAAUUUAAGAUACGACAUCGACCCACCAAUCGGCUGUUGCUGCGCAUCGGCAUCCAUUCGGGUCCAGUUUGUGCGGGCGUUGUGGGCCUGAAGAUGCCGCGCUAUUGCCUCUUUGGCGACACGGUCAACACGGCGUCGCGCAUGGAGUCGAGCGGUGUACCGCUAAAGAUUCACUGCAGCUGGCAGUGUCGACAGCUGCUGGAGCGACUGGGCGGCUAUCAUUGUCAGGAGCGCGGCAUGAUCUCGAUGAAGGGCAAGGGGGAACAGCGCACCUAUUGGCUAAUGGGCGAGGAUGAGGAGGCGCGUGUGCGUCGCACCUACGAGCGAUCGCAGCGGCGUGGUUCGCGUGCCCUCAACAAGUUCAUACAGGGCACCAUCAAACAACAGGCCCAGGAGCUGGCCAACGAUUGUGGCAUACGCUCAUCGCUGAAGCAAAAGAAUCUGCCACGCAAUUCACUGACUCGCUCCUCCAGCCUUGAGUCGCCCAAAAAGUUGCGCUUUGCCGCUGGAAAUAUGCUCGAGCAUCAUCGCUAUCACAGUGACGAGGCCUUGUUGGAGGUGGACUCGUACACUGGACUCCGUCGUUCGUCUGGCGGCUCAACACACUCACGCUACGAGGAGUCAACUUUGUCCUGCCAAAGCAUCGAACAGCUCCAAAAGCUGCAGCAAAAACAGCGACCUUUCUCCUAUCCAACGGCCAAUACGCCGCUGCUAAUGAAUCACGUUGAGGUCUAAAAUCUGAGGGAAUAUUACCUCUAUAAAAAUGUAUACAUAUAUAUAUACAUAUUUAGUAUAAGCGCAUAUAACUUAAUUAAUAGGAUAACACAAAGUAGCAGAAUUUGUCGUCAUUAUGCUUAGCCAAGUAUUAUUAUGUGUAUUGUGUGUGUGUUCAGCUCUUGUCCGUUCGCUUUAAGUGUUGUUGCAGAGGGUGCAUAAUGCCACAAUAUUGUUUAUACAAUGCAUUAUACUUAACACUGAAUGCAAAAUAGAAUAUGUCCAUUUAAUAGUCAGCAUUUGAGAUCGGCGGUGAGUUCUCAAUUUGAUGUGCAAUUUGUAGUAUCAGCAUAUUGUGAGAGUGAUUAUAAAUCUAGUCGUUGUAUACAAGAUAAAUACGCUAUAGUUUAGCCAAUAGGUUCAACUUAAAAAUGAAUAAAGAAAUCGCAAAAUCAAUUCAAA
Molecule: messenger RNA, 4427 nt
Organism: Drosophila grimshawi
Lineage: Eukaryota; Metazoa; Arthropoda; Insecta; Diptera; Drosophilidae
Product: speract receptor
Exons: 16
Coding region: 282-3986 (1234 amino acids)
Biological process (GO): receptor guanylyl cyclase signaling pathway; intracellular signal transduction; protein phosphorylation
Molecular function (GO): guanylate cyclase activity; protein kinase activity; peptide receptor activity
Source: RefSeq, a predicted model, not a curated record